AUGCUGAUACGCAGGAACGUAUACAAGAAAGAAGUAACUAGUCUUGUACGACCACUGUACAGCUGUACUACUGAUAAUUACCUGCGAGAUGGAGAAAUCCUCUCGCUCCGUAGGGUGAUACUAACACCCUGGGGCCAGCAAGCCUGCGGGCAGAGGCUAAGGCACUUAGAGGAACAUCUGGAAUACCGAAGAUUGGAAAGCUAUUCUCUAAGCAGAUCGAAGAUGUUUAUUAAAGUGCAACUCGUCAUCUUCGUUCUAGGGAUCGCGCCUUUCAUAGCACUUGCUGAAGAAGCAAGCUCAGUUCUAGAAGGAGAAGAAAGUGCAACAAUUGAUUUCAGAGAAAGAAAUGACACAGAAUUUGAAGAAUUUACAACCCUAUUCUUGUAGUUGCCCACAAGACUACAGAGUGUAACCAAUCUCUUGCAGUUUGGACAGCUGAUGACCACAGAAAGCGCACUUGCCCCUGCUGAAGACAGCGACAAUUCCACUGGUUACGAAGCUAACACAGAAAAUGCCGAUGGUGGACCGAGUGGGGAACCAGAGAAAACUGAAAAAGGUGGUCUGGAAACAAUCGCCCUGGUGGGAAUCAUUAUUGGAAUCAUAGUUGCAGUUGGAAUCCUUGCAGGAAUAAUAAUCGCUGUUGUAAGGAAGAUGUCAGGCAGGUACUCGUAA
Eurypyga helias (sunbittern) is the source of this 672-nucleotide messenger RNA. RefSeq names its product podoplanin (gene PDPN). Gene Ontology annotation, cellular component: apical plasma membrane; basolateral plasma membrane; filopodium. NCBI's taxonomy places the organism in Eukaryota, Metazoa, Chordata, Aves, Eurypygiformes, Eurypygidae. Gene Ontology annotation, molecular function: protein-folding chaperone binding; signaling receptor binding; chemokine binding. Gene Ontology annotation, biological process: positive regulation of platelet aggregation; positive regulation of extracellular matrix disassembly; response to hyperoxia. The transcript has 7 exons. The record is from RefSeq and is a predicted model, not a curated record.